AUGGAGAAUGGCAUGAUGAAUGGAGACCACCAUAACGGCCAUGAUCGAUCUCGUUCUCCUUCGCCGGGACUGAGUCGGUCAAACUCGCGAAAUGCGAGCUGUAAAGAAAUUAACCGCACGUCGCUCCUACGAAGAAACCAAAGUUUAAGCGCCAAACAAAUUCGCUUUUACAGAAAUGGGGAUCGGUUUUUUUGCGGGCUUAAACUAGCUGUGUCUCCCGAGCGGUACAAGGAGUUCGAUGCUCUGCUGGCGGAGUUAUCAAACAAGCUGGAACUUUCGACGGGGGCUGUACGUUUUGUAUUCAACGCUGAAAAUGGCAAGAUGAUUACAGACGUGAACGAGCUUCAGUACGGCUCUAGUUAUGUUUGUUCUUCGUGUAAUGUCUUCAAGGAGGUUGAGGGCGGAUAUGGGAGCAUGAAGCCCUCUUGGUCGCUCGCGCAUCACAAGAAAGAAAACGCGCCGACAUCCUCACCAUCUCAUCAGAUCGAUGGAAGCCGGGAUUUCAUCAAACCGAAGUUGGUCACAGUUAUGAAGAAUGGAAAACCCCCACAAAAGAAAGUAACCAUGCUACUCAAUGCUAAAACAGCAGUUAGCUUGGAACAAGUUUUGGAUCAUCUGUCUUCAAAGGGAACACUUGGAAAGGUCGACAAACUACACACAGUCGAUGGAAAACAGGUAAGCUUAUUUGAUUUUAUUGUCGGCCAUUUUUCGUUCUUUUGCUUGAUCAGGCCAUUGAACUGGCAUCUGUGUUACCACAUCCAUUAAUAAUUUAUCUUUAGUCUUGGAUAGGUUGCCUUUGUUCGCCUUUACCUUGAGAAAAAUAUCUCUAUCUCUUUGUUGUUGACAGAUUUUAGUUGAAUGGUUGGACGAAUUUGUUCGUCAAGGUUUUACUCCGAUCUAUUGUGAUAAGGCCAUGGUGGGCUCGUGUCGAAACUAUAAGCAACACGCGGCUCGCAAUAAUUUUCCUUGAGUCAAAGCUAUAAACAUGUUUCCCCUUUUUUCGAAAACGUUUCUGGCGUAAUGGCGUUUAUAAUGAAAUCAUGUCCUGAUGUCCAUUUCAGCCGUAAUGAACUGCGAAUCCAGCGAUGACACAGAAAUGAAUUUUAGCCGCGUGGAAUUUUUGUUGGGUGAAUGACUGUGUCUGUUUCGUGGAUUAUUUUUCGCCGCUUUUCUUUCUGGUUAAUGGGAAGCUAUACAACGUGUAGAUAUUUCCUUUCAUUUUUCUCGUUAAAUUUAUUCCCCAGAGUAUAGUUUGUUUGAUUUCAAGCGCUUUUCAAUUUUAGUCCGUGUGCCCGCCACGUGGAUCAAGGCUUUCAUUAUUUAUACCGUUCGUCUUGGUCGCUUUUAAUAAACUUACCUUCUUUCUAAGGACGAUUUUUCGACUGAGCAAUUUUUCCAAUUUAUACAGUCAUGGGUGGAUUCACAUUGAAGGGAAAUAGCUGUCGCAAGAGCAAAUAUUUUCCGAUUUGUUUUUGUUUUUCAUGCGAGAUUUCACAGCUCGCCUAAGGUAAAAUUUUCACGGCAGGCGUCCUUUGUUCGCAGAUCUGACGAAUUUUGUAAUAAGUCCACAAAUGCGUUCUUGUGUGAAAGAUCGACCCUUUGAUGAAGUUUAGCCGAUCAGUAUUUUUCACUGGACUUUAGGAUUACAUUAAAUUGCAUGACAAAUUUCAUCCCCUGUCACAUUGUACGAAAGCCAAGUGCUUUAUUUGUUGACUUCCACACUACAUUGGUCCAGAUAAAAAGACUUGACAUAUAAAUCAACUUCUUUCCUGUAUUUCAUUUAUUUGUUUUCACAUCUUCAUACAUUACAGCUUGUUGCGUUAGUUUUUUUUUCAUCUCCACUUCAACAAGGGCCAAUGUGAAAGUUUCAUUUCUCUGAUAAAAACAGACCUUUAAGUAAUCAUUUGGGAAUUUUGUUUGCAUUAGUUGUAAGUUGUAAAUAUUUAUUCUUAUUCAAAGAACAGAGGUUCUCCCAUCAUUAUCCAAGAAUCAGAUUGUUUCAAACAAGAAUACAGCUGUACUCUUCUCUUAUAUUAUCUGUUCACCAUCUUGUGAAAAAUUACAAAAUGCUUUGCUGGUGAAGAAACAAAAAAGCGCCUGUGAGCUUCUGCUUCAUUGAAAAAUAGUAAUUUCCUUUGUAUUUUCUAUUUACAUUUGACACCUAUGAAAUUAAGAUGUGAUUAAAAAAUUCUGUGAAGGAUUUGGUGAAUUUUAUCUUUAGUUCAUUUUUUUCCUGGAAUUUUGCUUAUCAAGUGUAAGAUUACAAAAUUAAUGAAGAAGCAAAGGCAUUCUUUCUCAGAGAAGAUGUAGAUAUUGUAGGAGACAAGUUCUACCACCUCUGGGUUGAUUUCGUCGUGCAUGUGAUGCUCAUCUUAGUGUGUUAAAAUUUUUCAAACUUUUUCCUAAGUGAAAUGUAUGUUUAACCCAUUCUGCUACAACAGGCAAAUUGUAAUCCAAGUAGAUGUUAGAAAUCAUAGGAUGUGAUAUAAUAAACAUCGCCCCUGGAAAAUACAACGAACUAUGUGCAUUUGAUUUAUAGAUGUUAUUACUCAUCAGAUAAUGAAACUAUUUUGCACAGCAUGGUAAGCAAUAACACAAAGUUACAUGAGCUACAUAUAAGUUGUUUCACUUGAAGAUGACAUUAAAAGACUGAAAGUUAAAUUGGUCUGAUGCCAUAUUUUGUUCUCUCACAGUAAAAUCUGCCCAUUGGCAUUUAUUUCAGUACAGUUUUUAAUCAACAAGUGAUCUUAUUUAAUUAAAUGACUAAUGUUCUGAUAUGCAGAGUAAGCUAUUGACUAUAUUACAUCUAUACUCAAGACAUGUUUGGCCUAUUUUCCUUGCAUGCAUAAGCAACAUUUGUCGACAAUCCAACUCUUUAAUCACCUGUUGUUUCAGUUCAGAGUACAGAUUUUCAAAAUACACAGAGUAACAUUCCUGAAGGGAACUGGCUUGGGUUUAAAAACAGAAGUAGUCAUACAUUUGAGUUUUUAUUAUGUUUCACCAUGGGAGUUAAACAAAAGAAGUUGAAAGUUUAUAACAGUAGAGAGACUAGCCGCAGCAUUUAAUUGUAUAGAGGAUUGUUUGGAUCUAUUACAUUGAUCAAUGGGAAGGAAGUGGAUGUUAAUUAAAGCUCCCAAUUGCUCAAUAUUGCUUAAUUUUCAUAUUUGUCAUAUAUUUUAAUAUUAUUUGUCAUCAAGUUACUAUGUUAUGGUUCGUUGAUCUGACUUAUGAUCAGUCCAUUAACCCGUUUUUUCUGUAAAUAAAAACUUUCAAAUUAUGUGAACUUUAUUCGUUUUGUGCUGUACAAUGUCCUGCUAACUUUUGAGUCUAUGGAUGGAAUCCUAUACUGUGACCAUUUUAAUGAAAGCUAUUGAGCAGAAAUUUCCUGUGGUGCUGUUUAAUAAGCUGUACAAGAUGGUUCCAAUCUAUGAGCCUGGGCAAUAAUCCUCUUAAAAGUGUGACCAUUAACCUUAAAGACAUUCAGUUGUGUCUUAAGCUUCCUUAUUCUUCAUCAGUGUUUUUUUAAUUCUAGAAUUUCACUUAAUGCCACUCUAGGGGUGGAAGGGUUAAUCGCAUUUUCUCAGUGCAUUUCGGUUUAUGAUGCAUUUAUGUUUUGGAGUGUAAUAAAUCUCAUUUUAUGAACAUGCUUUAUACAAUAAUCCUAUUAAAUAAAGUUUUUUCAUUUUUAUCCGUCAUCCUUAAUUUUGUUUAAUUUUCAAUAAUUUUAUUAUCUUAAGUUAUCUAACCAUAAAUUGUUUUCCUGUGAAUUUGGUGUUAAACUGUCUCAGCAGUUCCGUUUUCCAGGUGAUGUUUUGUUUUUUUGUUAUUGUUGAAUCACUUCCAAAUGCAUUCAUUGUUUUCAGAUCAGGGAGCUUCGACAUCUGUUCAAUGAUGACACCAUGUUUGUUGCCCUGCAAAGCCAUGAAAAAUUCCCAGAGGAAGGAUUUGAUGUUGAUGUACAAAGUGAGUGGUGGAUUUUUUUUUUGCUAAAUGCCUUGAAUCUUAUUAUCUUUUCUGGUGUGAUCAUUUGGGUAAAGGUAUUAAAAAAAUGGUAUCAUUUGAUGAAACUGUAAUCUUUGGAUUUUGGAAACUCCCUGCUGUGAAUGGAACAGUUUCUUUUGGGUUUUCUGACAGAUCUGAUGAAAACGACAAUCUCGUGGAAUACAAGUUGUAGACCCAAAUAAUUAGACUUUGUUACUGGAAUGAUUUGAUAGCUUGCUUUUGAAUUUUUUUUUUCUGAAUUUUGGGGAAAAUUGCCAAGAAAAUGUCUCUUCUUAAAGGCCGGGUCUAAAGUACUGGUCACAUUCAGAGUACAAGUCACUUGAUAAAUUCCCAAGCCACACAGAUUCUCCUCAGUCUAAUAGAGCAUUUUGUGAAGAGAUUAGGGCUAGGAGACUCUUUUUAUGCCGUUUUUUAUCUGUAUAAUGGUGACCUGUACACUGACGUGUGGAAAAUGAUCUGUAUUUUAGAUCCACAGAUGUUAACCACCUAGUCAUGUUCCUGAUGUUCCUAAAUUAGUAUGUUAGGUUAUUUAAGAAAAAGUUCAGUCCAAUUUAUUCUUUGGGGUUUAAUGUGAACACUUUUGAUUAGUGGUGUGGCUCUCGUGUAAGCGAGACAAAAAUGAGCAAAUUACUAUUUAAUAAUGUGCCGAGAGACUGUGCGCGUGCUCUUGAUUUAUGAUGACGAACUUCUGAACCUGUUAUUGCCCUUGUCGAUUGAAAUCUCACACUUUUGAGAACCAUGCUCAAAGCAGGCCAGGAAAUAGGACCCAUAAUGUAUAGGAAUCCCGCACUCAUUUUGAGCUCGCUUAUACGAUGGCAAACGGUAAACUUUUACUGGGCUAGUUUCCUCAGCCAAGUUUAAUAAUACUUGGUGCUUUUUUUCUGAUCCCAGGGUUCUACCCUCGCCCUCGCUGGCGUUAUGCACCUGUAACAGAUACUUAUUCCUAUAUUCCUGGCCUGCGUCCUGAGCCCCCUCCUCCAGAAAAGAAGUUUACAGUUCACUUGCACUGCAUCUUAGCGGCAUCCAUGUCAAAUUUGACAUUGCCAAGGCCGCUACCAGUCAGGGCAAGAUCAGUCUCACCCAGACCUUCCAGAAAAUCUUUUUCACCUUCACCAAAAUCGACGCAAAGAUCGUCUGCAAGUUUCACUCCUCAAAGACCAAAAACUGCCCUGGGGGUUCCAUCAGAGUUUUCUCGUAAAGCUCUCAUGCCUCAAGCAAAAGAAAAUGGUACUUUCAGACCAGCUAAGAAGAAGGCUGGUUCUGAUAAACCUGUUCCUAUCAGACCGAAAGCUGGCUCAGAUACUCCUGUUGCAAUACGAGGAAGAUUGAGACCCCCAGAACCAAAAGUAUUGCCAUUGAAUGACUCACAGAGGGAAGAUCCUGAAUCUGAAAAUAUCGAGGGUCGACAUGGAUAUUAUAUUUAUAUUUACAAUGAGAAGAUAAGCAAAAGCCAAGGACUACAAGAAGGGAAACCAACUGCAUCAGUUCGACCUAUGAUGUUCUCCAAUGAUGAUCAGGGAGAAGAUGUUGAUCCUGUCAGCAAAUUAGAUCUAAAGCCCAUGACAUUAAACCUGUCACCUGUUGACUCACUUGAAACAAUCACUGCUUAACCCUUUAAGUCCUAAUGGUGACGAACAUCAAUUUUCUCCUAACGAUAUUCAUACAUUGUCAAGAGAUUAGGUUAUGAGAGUCAAUGAAAUGAUCACCAAAGAGAUAACGCCCUGAUCUUUUAUCAAAUUCUCUCAACACACUCUUUAACAAAAUGUAUGGAGAUCAGUUUGGAGAAUUUGUAUAUGUAUAUUGGGGCUUAAAAGGUUGAUUGUUGGUACAUGUAGCUUUCAUGACCUUACUUGACUAAGGUAGUCAUAAUUUCAAAUUUUGAUUAGAAAAAGUUCCAGAUACACUUACUGAUCUUAAAAUUUUUAUUGAUUUAACAAAUUCGUCUGUGGCUUCAGAUAAUUUCAAAUUACAUAUUUUUUGUCCGUUGACUAACCACUUGGCCAAUUAUCAUGACACCUGAUUUUUCUCUAAAAGCACUUCUCUUAAAUUGCCCCAGUUACUUUUAAACUCUCAUCUACAGUUAAGUCUUCUUUAUUUAACCCUCCAAAAAAGGCAGCAGAUUUUUAGGUACAAUAGCAGUGUUUUGUCGAGGUUGUGUUGUAGUUAAAAUAGUAAGGGUAGACAGUUGCAUGAGUUAUAAUAAAACUAUUAGUGAUAAUGAUACUAAUAAUCAUAAUAAUUAUAAUCAUAACCAUUAUAAUGAUAUUGAUGUUACCACAAAACUUAUUAUACCUGUUUCAUGUCAAGGAAACAGGGAUCAAUAUUAUUCGAAUUUUUAUUACUCAAAUGUGUGUGGAUAAUCAUGUCUCCCAUAAAAAAUAAAAAUUAAUGUUCUCGUAAGAGAGUUUUAUAGAAAGAGUUCUACAAAUAGUAAACUGUUAAUGUUGCUUUCUUUGCAUCUUAUUUAUAGCUUUUUGUAGUUGUAUUUAUUUGUGCACUGCUUUGGUGAAAGCUUGAAAAGUAUUUAUCCAUUCGUUUUACAUGAGCUUGAUGCUCUAGAUUUAUAAACACAAUAAGCAGAGCUUUUAAAAGGCAUACUUGUGCACAUUCAAAAUUGUUUAUUCUUCUAAAACUAACACAUCCUCUAUAUGUUAUACUUGAGCUUUGUGCUUACAAUAAUAUUGAACUAUGCAUUUUAUCAGUAAUAUUAUUUUAUCCCCUAUAAAAUGAGGUCCAAAACCAAGAGAUUGAAAACAUUACUCAACAAAUUAAUGUGGAUUAGCUUUUCAUGUGAGAGUCAUUUCUAUUUUCGAUAACAUUUAUGCAUCAAAUCAUAUUUCGUAGUGCAAAUUUAUUGUGAUUCAAACAUAUCUUAGAUCAUGAUUCUUGAUAAAAGAACGAGUAUUUUUGAUAGCAUUCAGUAUUUUCGUUGAAAUGUCCUGAUCAACUUUUAUUGCAACAGAUGAAAUUAACUUAAUGCUGUGUUAUAACAAUAAUUCUAUUAAGUCUCUCUAAUACAAGGUGAUUAACAAAUUAAUAUUACUAAUAUUAAUAAUAAAUUAUUGUCGCAAAGUAGCAGUUUAUCGUUUAGAAUAAAAAACGUAGAGUGAGGAAUAACAUGAGUAGUGUAAAAGUAUUAAUCCUUUCACUGACAACAAAUGCAUGGCAUUAUAUCUCGCACAAUUCUAAAAAAUUGGCCAUACCCACAAAAAAGUUAUCAUGCGAUACAAUUUUAGACAAAUCAAUUAAACUUCUUGGACUUUUGCAUGUGAUUAGUUUCAUUUUUUAGGCUUCCAUCGUUGGCCUAAUAAGUGUCCUGUUGUGUCGUGUUGUGUCAUAAUGUGGUAGUUUAAUUCCAUAGUUUAAAGAUGGAACAAAGAAUAUAGAUUCACAUAUAGAGUGACAGAAUUACAAUGGCUGUAUUACUGUUGUGUUUUAUUAAAAUUCUUAAGUGCAUUUUUUAAUACACUAGGAACUACUGUAGUUGCAACAAAACGCAUCCUUGAGUUUCAGAAGUGUGCAGGAAUAAUAUUUUAAUUCACAUAAGUGGUCACAUAAUACAUUGUGUAACAGAACAUAAGAAAAAUAAGGAUACCAUUGGUUUUAUUUUUGAAAAAUGUUCCAUGAUUUGCAUGUUCACACUGGGUAUGUGUACUCAAUUGAUACUUGAUCUGCCUAGUUGUGACAUUUGCAUUUCAUUGAACAUUGUAUAGACAUUUCAUUAAUAAAUUAAUAUUAUAGUCAAUAAAAAUUAUAAGGGCAGAGGUAAUUAAAGGGUUAUAUAUAACAGGGUAUAUUCAAUGCCAAUAAAGGUUGUGUUUCAGUUAAGAGAUAUUUAAGAUACAUUUAAAAAUGCUACUAAAAUGGCAAGGAACUUAAAGUUCAUGAUAUUCAUAUUAUAAUGUUAUAUUAGGCACAGUUAUGUUACAUCAACAAUAUACAACAAUUCAGUUUGUUAGUGAAUUAAUAUUUUUUAAGGGAUAGUACUUUAUCAUGUGAAGGGUUGGAGAGAGGUUAUGAGAGACUAGGGAUUUUUUAACAUGAAUGUCAAAAACAAUCAAUGACAAGUCGCUACAAUAAUGUCCAAGGAGCACUUUUUAAGGUUUUAUAAAUAUCAGAGAGUGGAAAAUAUUUUUGGAAUAGCUGAAAGCACUAAGCAAUUAAAGAUGAUGUUUUAAUGAAACCUGAAAGAAAGAUGAAUGAUGGCAGUGAAAUAUUUCUUACAAAAUGGAACUGGAAAGAUGUCAUUUAUUUUGUAUUAUUGCAUUUUACAAUGCAAUGUUGUUUUAAAGACACAACUGCCAUGUAUGUGUGAGACUUUUAUAAUAAAAAAUAAAAAGUGCAAAAUCAUGUGUAGUGGUUGCUUUCUUCUUAAGAAGCCCUUAAAUGCACCUAUGAACCCAAAACCAACUCAUUAUCAGCAAAACAUAUCCUCAUACUUACUGUUUUGUACCUCUUAAUGAGAAGGAGGAGGAUAAAGGGAAAGCUUCCUUCAUCUUUGAGAAAAUUAAUUCUUUAGAGGUAAGAGUUAGAAGAUAUAUGAUACCACCUAAAGAUCUUUUUGUUUUCACAAAAUGAAUUUUUUAGGUUAUAAGAUUACUCCAUAUAGAGACCUCAAAAGGCCAAGUGGACUAAAACGGUCCUCCUCAUUACGAACCCCACGUGGUCGACGAGACAGCGGCUCAAAUGAAUCAGGUAAAAAAUGCCCUUUUGGUGUAUAGAAAAUUGAACAUAUACCACAGUCAAACUGUCAAAACAGAACACUUGAAAUGUUUUAAGAGUGUUUGUUGUGUUAUAACCAAUCACAGCAAAGAUCAGGACAUUCCAGCAAGCAAGAAAACCACUAACUUUAAGCAACAAUGUUAAUUAGAAAGUUUGUGGUUUUCUGGUUUGCAGCUUGCAGUUUAGUUUUCUCAUGCCUGAUUGGCUUUUUUCUUCAACAGCAACAUUCCAGAAAUAUUUCUGGUGUUUAUGAUUUUGUUGGUUUCACUGUUUUAUGUAAAAAUUAAUAGUAAACAAAUAUUUAAAUAUUUCUCUUUCAUCAUGAAAACCUGAAUAAAAGCAGUUAUUACUUAUGCUACAAAGCCAAAUGAGUAUUAAAUCUAAAUGCAUUUUAAUUUCAUACUAUCUUUUUUUAAAAAAGGAGCAGUAUCUAAACCAAAGCAAUCACAGUCAUUCCCUAUUUAAAACUUUGAAUGAAUAUUUUAGUCGGUAUAAGAAAAGACUUUAUCCAUUACGUAAUUUGAUGAUGAUAACAAUGACAAUAAAACACACAAGGUUCUGUUUUUUUAUGUCAUUUUUUCCAAUUUGAAAUAAUUAUAAUUCUUUAAAGUACGUUUAUUGGAUAAAAACUGAAUUUGUGCCCUCUUUACUAGGUUGGGUAUUAAACAAAACCAAUAAGAACAAGUACAAAUUACCUCCUUUUUAAAAAAUGUUCUCAGUGAGAUAAAACCCCUAAUGUUUUAGGCAAAACAAUGUUAAUAAAAAAAUAACAAGAAUUGCUAUUUCAGGUGGCCAUGGCCCUAGUCGUGAUCGCCAAGUGCGGCGCUCUUCCUCAGGUAAAAUGUUAACACAAAUUUAAGGCAUAAAUGAAUAAGUUCAAGCUCAAGUUCAUCUUAUUUUACACUAAAGUAAACUCUUGGAAGCAGUUGUUAAAAAUUACAUAAAUGGAGAAGUUAAGAGACCAUCCAAGAUAUUUUUAAGUUAAAAUAACAUUUUAAUGUUGAUUUGGUUUUAAAGCUCUGAACCUCUUUAAUUUAUACCAGGUGAGAUAAUUUUUGCAUUUUAAACCAUGUAUAUUUUUUUACUGUUCGGUGAACCAGUUUUUUUUCAUGUUUUCUCUAAAUACAACAAUAAUUAUUCAUCUAAAGUAAUUAAUCUUGAUUUUGAUUGACCUAACCAUGAUGUCUGCGAAAUACACAGUUGUGUCAGAUCAAAAACAUGGUUGUUUCAACAGCGGCUAGGUGAAAACCCUCUUCCUAAUUCUCUAAACCUGUGGGCAAUAAAAGCCUUUGAAUAAGUUUUUUAAAAUAUCUUUAUGCAGUUAAGAGUGCUAGCAAGGAUCGACGGACAAGUCCUGGACCUCCAGCCAACAGGGUAUAGCAAUCUAUCUCAAUAUGUAUUUAUUGUUUAUGAUAAUAAAUAUAAUGAUUAUUCCUUAUCUAUCCAACUAUACUACUUAUUGCACAAAAAAGGCAUAAAAUAAGUACAAAAUAUCCCACAUUACUGUGCAGCUGGGUUUUUUUAUAUCUUAUAAAACCUGUUUGACAGGUCACUGCAUACCUAGAGAUUACUUUCUGAUGGAAAGUUUUUUAUUUCACCUUGAUGUAGUAGUCCUUCGACUUACAUAAGUACCAGCAAUUCAUAUUUAAAAUUAUGAAGGGAUAAAAUUGUUUUUGUUUAGUUUUGUAUACGAGUGAAAACAAACUAGUGCAUUGUGAAAGAUAUUUUGCCCAAGAGGCGAUUAGAUGACAUCAUAAGAUAUCAUUACCAAAGAAACUGGUUGAAUUGCAUUUCAUAUCUGAAUUUCUGAAAGUGAAAGAGUAAGAGAAUUGUACAGCAAAAUAACUAAUAACCUUCUUAAACAUUUCUGUUGUCUUGUAGAUGAAUGGUCACAGCCCAAGAAGUAAGUUGGGAUUGUUACUGCUGUAAAUUCUUGUGAAUGUCAAACAUCUUCAUGAUGGCAAAUUGCAAGGAAAUACAGUUACUAGUCAAUUUUUGCUUUGUAAAGUCUAUAUGUUUCUGUGCAACACUUGUAUUGUAAAUAAAUAUAUGUUGGCAGUUACAAGGAGUCUUGAGAAUUUUCUCAGUUAAAGCAUAGGUUUAGAAUGUUUUUCCCCUGGGAUGUAAUUAAAAUUAUCAUAAAACCAUUGGAGAACAAGCAAAAUGAAUGAUAUCCUUGUUUAUUCCAUGGAAAGAAGUUUCAUUUAUUACCUCUUAUUUUCUGAAUUGGACUGUCAAAGAAAAUAAUUCUUUAAAAUUUUUGUAUCUUGUAUUAAUUUUAUUUUGUCUGCCUGUUGUUCUUGGAAAAGUUAUUUUAAUUUUCAACUUAAAAAAUAUCCAUAUGUAUUCCUGUUUUAGUGUUAUGCCAUAAAAGUUGUUGAAGUAUUUACUCACAGUAUGUUUCCUUCUAACAGCAGCCAGUGCCAAGAGUCCCACAGGGUCUUCUGGCAGAAGGGUUGGUUUAUUUUAGUUUUUUUCUUCUAGUUUGUUUAAUGAAGCUCAGCAUAUUAUUACUCUAAGUUUAUGAGUGUGUUCCAUUAUACCAGCAAUUGUGAAAAUUUUGUUUGAAACAAAAGAGUGGUGUGUCUGCGGUGUCUCCAGAGUUGGUCCUCUUGAGCUGAUCAGUCUUAAGCUAGGUUUUCCAUUUUCAAAAAUUAACACUUUGGUUUGGUUAGAAAUUUUUAUUUUGAUUGAUCAAUGUCAUUCCAUUGUCCCUUAGUGUGUUCACCUAGUCUCUGACUUGUUGGUGUGGUGUCAAUAGUCAUAGAAAUGUUGAAAAUCCACCUUAAACUUUGUUUUGAAAAUAGAAACUGUAAAAUUUCUGAAAGUGGAGUCGAUGCUUGAGAGCUCUGAAAAUUAUAAUAUUUUACCAUUUGAGAGUCUGGCCAGAAACAAUAGUUUCAGAGAUGUGGUCAUGGUAUUGUUGAUGUUUGAAUAGGCCGGCUUCAUUAUUGUUUUUAAGAGAAUCUGUAUAGUCAGCUCAACGUUUUUCACAGCCUUAAUUCUCUUUGGCAUCCCGGAAGUUUUGAUGUGAAAGAGGACACACUUAACCUUAGAGGUUGACUUUGCCCCCCCUCCUGAAAAAAAACAUUUAUCACAACUGUCACAUUCCAUUUUUUGCAGACUCCAAACAGUGGCCCUGUUCAUCCUAAUGAUGAGUUGUAAGUUUCUACAAGUUAUACAACACUUUUGGUUUAAGUCUCAGCUUUUGGCAUCUUUUACUACUUUUCCAUCCUUCAACUGAUACUCCACUAGAUUCCAGUCAUCAUCGACUAGAGUCCACUUGAGUUACUGGAAAUCUAGUCCUGAAAUACCUCAUUCUUUAACCAUAAACUGAGACAAGCUUGAUAUUUUUUAAGUCUCUCACGAAUAGCAAUCAGGAAGUGCUGUGAAAUCUGUUUGUUUUUCCAGCGGAAAUUAGUCAUGUGCAGUGGACAACCCUCACAUCCUUUUGAACAAGGAUAAGAACUAUUAAAGGAAGGUGUCUUAAAUUGAAAUGAAGUUGGUAAAAAAUCAAUCAAAAUUUACAAUGCUGACAAAUUAUUAUGUCAUUGAAAGAAGCAUCUCUGUACAAAGACCCUGUUCCAUCUUUAUGACUGUAAUCAGAAAUGUUUGAUCAGAAAUUUUAUCUUUAAACCUUUUUGUGGUCAAAUGUCUUUCUCAGAGGUGUCUGCAAUAUUUGAAAAGUUUUUUGGACAGAAAAAAAAGUAAGGGAUAUCUGCCCACUGGAUCUCAUGUUUGAUAUUUUAAGCAAAAAUAAAUAUUUGAAAAUGUUUAUUUAAAACAGGUAUCCAGCUAAUGUUUUUGAGAAGGACUCCCCGGACACAGGUGAGAAUUAUCUUCACAAGGAUUUGAAAUUUAUUCAAGAUCAUACCUUGUUUGCAGGAAUAUAGACAGCGAGAUGCCAGGAAUAUCCUCAUAAAUGAAAAUAGUUUUGCUGCGAGAAAAAUGUAACAUUUAUUUCUUAUUUCACAAGAAAGGCAGAAGGAGUCCCCUGUGGGAAGUUUGGACAGGCUAGCUGUUUUGUUCCCUAUAAAACCAAUGCUUAUUCUAAAUCUAUACAGUUUGCUCUUGUGUGUUUCCGUAUUUCUUUAGAAAUCUGAAUUGUAGUUAUUAGAGGUUAAACAAUAUAUUUUGCCUGUCAAAUGUGCAGAGUAAAAAGAUAACAGAUGUUAAACAAUAUGAUCAACAUGUAAAAUCCAUUCUAAAGACCGAGGUUGACCGGCCUGUCACACAGUUUAAAGUGCUAAAUUUGAGUGCAAUGUUACCUGUAAAAGUUAAGCUGCAUAAAAUUUAAUCUUUUCUGUAAUAUCUUUUCCCAUUUAUUUAAAAUUGAUUAAUGCACUUAAUGGGAAAAAAAAAAAAGAAUAAGCUAAUUAAGGACCAUUAAGUAACAGACAAUGUCCUGUAGUUACUCGCCUUUCCAAAUGAAACACACCCAUACAAAUGGCCUUGCUUGUAAAAGCUUUUGGGAGACAUGCCAUUGUUUACUUAGUGAACACUUGAAAUGUUUUAAGAGUGUUUGUUGUGUUAUAACCAAUCACAGCAAAGAUCAGGACAUUCCAGCAAGCAAGAAAACCACUAACUUUAAGCAACAAUGUUAAUUAGAAAGUUUGUGGUUUUCUGGCUUGCAGCUUGCAAUUUAGUUUUCUCAUGCCUGGUUGGCUUUUUUCUUCAACAGCAACAUUCCAGAAAUAUUAUAUUUCUGGUGUUCAUGAUUUUGUUGGUUUCACUGUUUUGUGUAAAAAUUAAUAGUAAACAAACAUUUAAAUAUUUCUCUUUCAUCGUUGAAACCUGAAUAAAAGCAGUUAUUACUUAUGCUACGAAGCCAAAUGAGUAUUAAAUCUAAAUGUAUUUUAAUUUCAUACUAUCUUUUUUUUAAAAAAAGGAGCAGUAUCUAAACCAAAGCAAUCACAGUCAUUCCCUAUUUAAAACUUUGAAUGAAUAUUUUAGUCGGUAGGUAAUUUGAUGAUGAUAACAAUGACAGUAAAACACACAAGGUUCUGUUUUUUUAUGUCAUUUUUCCAAUUUGAAAUAAUUAUAAUUCUUUAAAGUACAGUUAUUGGAUAAAAACUGAAUUUAUGCCCUCUUUACUAGGUUGGGUAUUAAACAAAACCAAUAAGAACAAGUACAAAUUACCUCCUUUUUAAAAAAUUUUCUCAGUGAGAUAAAACCCCUAAUGCUUUAGGCAAAAUAAUGUUAAUAAAAAAGUAACAAGAAUUGCUAUUUCAGGUGGCCAUGGCCCUAGUCGUGAUCGCCAAGUGCGGCGCUCUUCCUCAGGUAAAAUGUUAACACAAAUUUAACUAAUGAAUAAUUUCAAGCUCAAGUUCAUCUUAUCUCACACUAAACUAAAUUUUUGGAAGCAGUUGUUAAAAAUUACCUAAAUGGAGAAGUUAAGGGACCAUCCAAGAUAUUUCUAAGUUAAAAUAACAUUAAAUGUUGAUUUGGUUUUAAAGCUCUGAACCUCUUUUAUUUAUACCAGGUGAGAUAAUUUUUGCAUUUUAAACCAUGUAUAUUUUUUUACCGUUCGCUGAACCAGUAUUUUUUCAUGUUUUUUCUAAAUACAACAAUUCAUCUAAAGUCAUUAAUCUUGACUUUGACUGACCUAACCAUGAUGUCUGCGAAAUACACAGUUGUGUCAGAUCAAAAACAUGGUUGUUUAAACAGCGGCUAGGUUAAAACCCUCUUCUUAAUUUUCUAAACCUGUGGGCAAUAAAAGCCUUUGAAUAAGUUUUUUAAAUAUCUUUAUGCAGUUAAGAGUGCCAGCAAGGAUCGACGGACAAGUCCUGGACCUCCAGCCAACAGGGUAUAGCAAUCUAUCUCAAUAUGUAUUUAUUGUUUAUGAUAAUAAAUAUAAUGAUUAUUUCUUCUCUAUCCAACUGUACUACUUAUUGCACAAAAAAGGCAUGAAAUAAGUACAAAAUAUCCCACAUUACGGUGCAGUUGGUUUUUUCAUACCUUAUAAAACCUGUUUGACAGGUCACUGCAUACAUAGAGAUUACUUUCUGAUGGAAAGUUUUUUAUUUCAACUUGAUGUAGUGGUCCUUCGACUUACAGAAGUACCAGCAAUUCGUAUUUAAAUGUAGGAAUAAAAUUGUUUUUGUUUUGUUUUGUAAAAGAGUGAAAACAAACUAGUGCAUUGUGAAAGAUAUUUUGCCCAAGAGGCGAUUGGAUGACAUCAUAAGAUAUCAUUAUCACAAAAACUGGUUGAACUGCAUUUCAUAUCUGAAUUUCUGAAAGUGAAAGAGUAAGAGAAUUGUAGAGCAAAAUAACUAAUAAUCAUCUUAAACAUUUCUGUUGUCUUGUAGAUGAAUGGUCACAGCCCAAGAAGUAAGUUGGGAUUGUUACUGCUGUAAAUUCUCUUGAAUGUCAAACAUCUUCAUGGUAGCAAAUUGCAAGGAAAUACAGUUACUAGGGAGUUUUUGCUUUGCAAAGUCUAUAUGUUUCUGUGCAACACUUGUAUUGUAAAUAAAUAUAUGUUAGCAGUUACGAGGAGUCUUGAGAAUUUUCUCAGUUAAAGCAUAGGUUUAGAAUGUUAUUCCCCUGGGAUGUAAUUGAAAUUAUCAUAAAACCAUUGGAGAACAAGCAAAAUGAAUGAUAUCCUUGUUUAUUCCAUGGAAAGAAAGUUUCAUUUAUUACCUUGUAUUUUCUGAAUUGGCCUGUCAAAGAAAAUAAUUCUUUAAAAUUUUUGUAUCUUGUAUUAAUUUUAUUUUGUCUGCCUGUAGUUCUUGGAAAAGUUAUUUUAAUUUUCAACUUAAAAAUAUCCAUAUGUAUUCCUGUUUUAGUGUUAUGCCAUAAAAGUUGUUGAAGUAUUUACUCACAGUAUGUUUCCUUCUAACAGCAGCCAGUGCCAAGAGUCCCACAGGGUCUUCCGGCAGAAGGGUUGGUUUAUUUUAGUUUUUUUCUUCUAGUUUGUUUAAUGAAGCUCAGCAUAUUAUUAUUCUAAGUUUAUGAAUGUGUUCCAUUAUGCCAGCAAUUGUGGAAAUUUUGGUUGAAACAAAAGAGUGGUGUGUCUGUGGUGUCUCCAGAAUUGGUCCUCUUGAGCUGAUCAGUCUAAGCUAGGUUUUCCAUUUUCAAAAAUUAAUAUUUCUAGUCUCACUUCACUGAUAAAAAUCGGUCAAAGUAUACACAACGCUUUGGUUUGGUUAGAAAUUUUAUUUUGAUGGAACAAUGUCAUUCCAUUGCAAUUGUCCCUUGGUGUGUUCAACUAGUGUCUGACUUAUUGGUGUGGUGUCAUAGAAAUGUUGAAAAUCCACCUUAAAUGUCAUUUUGAAAAUCGAAACUGUAAAAUUUCUGAAAGCGGAGUCAAUGCUUGAGAGCUCUGAAAAUGAUAAUAUUUUACCAUUUGACAGUCCAGCCAGAAACAAUGGUUUCAGAGAUGUGUUCAUUGUAUUGGUGAUGUUUGAAUAGGCCGGCUUCAUUACUGUUUUUUAGAGAAACUGUAUAGUUUGGUCAAUGUUUUUCACAGCCUUAAUUCUCUUUGGCAACCCGACAGUUUUGAUGUAAAAGAGGACACACUUAACCUUAGAGGUUGAUUUUGCCCCCCGCUCCCCCGCUUGAAAAAAAAUAUAUCUCACAACUGUCACAUUCCAUUUUUUGCAGACUCCAAACAGUGGCCCUGUUCAUCCUAAUGAUGAGUUGUAAGUUUCUACAAGUUAUGCAACACUUUUGAUUUAAGUCUCAGCUUUUGGCGUCUUUUACCACUUUUCCAUCCUUCAACAGAUACUCCGCUAGAUUUCAGUCAUCAUCAACUAGAGUCCACUUGAGUUACUGGACGUCUAGUUCUAAAAUACCGCAUUCUUUAACCAUAAACUGAGACAAGCUUGAUAUUUUUUAAGUCUCUCACAAAUAGCAAUCAGGAAGUGCUGUGGAAUCUGUUUGUUUUUCCAGUAGAAAUUAGUCAUGUGCAGUGGACAACCCUCACAUCCUUUUGAACAAGGAUAAGAACUAUUAAAGGAAGGUGUCUUAAAUUCUACAAAAGCUUUUUUGGUUUACUUGUUCUGAAAUCAAGUUGGUAAAAAAUGAAUUAAAAUUAACAAUGCUGACAAAUUAUUAUGUAAUUGAAUGAAGCAUCUCUGUACAAAGACCCUGUUCCAUCUUUAUGACUGUAAUCAAAAAUGUUUGAUCGGAAAUUUUAUCUUUAAACCUUUUUGUGGUCAAAUGUCUUUCUCGGAGGUGUCUGCAAUAUUUGAAAAGUUUUUUGGACAAAAAAAGUAAGAAAUAUCUGCCCACUGGAUCUCAUGUUUGAUGUUUUAAGCAAAAAUAAAUAUUUGAAAAUGUUUAUUUAAAACAGGUAUCCAGCUAAUGUUUUUGAGAAGGACUCCCCAGACACAGGUGAGAAUUAUAUCUUCACAAGGAUUUGAAAGUUAUUCAAGAUCAUGCCUUGUUUGCAGGAAUAUAGACAGCCAGAUACCAAGAAUAUCCUUAUAAAAUGAAAACUAGUUUUGCUGUGAGAAAAAUGUAACAUUUUUUUCUCAUUUCACAAAAAAGGCACAAGGAGUCCCUUAUGGGAAAAGUUUGGAUAGGCUUGCUGUUUUGUUCCCUAUAAAACCAAUGCUUAUUCUAAAUCUAUACAGUUUGCUCUUGUGUGUCUCAGUAUUUCUUUAAAAAUCUAAAUUUUAGUAAUUACAGGUUAAAAGAUAUAUUUUGUCUGUCAAAUGUGCAGAGUAAAAAGAUAACAGAUGUUAAACAAUAUGAUCAACGUGUAAAAUCCACUCUAAAGACCAAGGUUGACCGGCCUGUCACACAGUUUAAAGUGCUAAAUUUGAGUGCAAUGUUACCUGUAAAAGUUAAGCUGCAUAAAAUUUAAUCUUUUCUGUAAUAUCUUUUCCCAUUUAUUUAAAAUUUAUUAAUGCACUUAAUGGGAAAAAAAAAGAAUAAGCUUAUUAAGGACCAUUAAGUAACAGACAAUGUCCUGUAGUUACUCGCCUUUCCAAAUGAAACACACCCAUACAAAUGGCCUUGCUUGUAAAAGCUUUUGGGAGACAUGCCAUUGUUUACUUAGACAAAUUUUCAUACAUUACACAGCUUGGCGGAAGGGAGCUCCGAAGAAGGUCAUUAGGAGACCUAAAGCAAAGGUCACCCCUCCAACAAGUGACAAGUUUUAUUCCACAGUGUGGCUUAGUGACUAUGAUUCAGAGCCGGAAAAAAAAUUAGAAUUAAUAGCAAGUACGGGGACUACUUCAUGUGAUAGCCAUGUAAACACGCCGUUUAGUAGCCGGCCCACUUCACCAUUUAGCAGUCAAUUAUCCUCCCCAAUCAGUAGUCGACCAAAUACGCCUUCAGUUUUCUCAAAGUUUGAAGAUGAGGAUUCGGGCUUACAUUCUGAAAAUGAUAAAUCAUACGAGGACGUUGUUGGUCCUAGAAAAAAAUUGCACCGCACAUUAAGUUUGCCAGAUGCAGAACUCAACAAUCUCUGUGCAGAAGACUUGCAGGAAAGAUUUUCAACACUUCAAUUAGAACAAGAAAACCGAGAACUGAAAAAAUUAACUGCUGAGUUACAAGAGGCAUUAGAAAAGUUAGAGGAAAGAGUUAAUUCUUUGCAGAAUGUUGAAAAUGACAGCUUAGAUGAGGCUGCUUCAUUUUCUUUGACAUGUAACUCAGGUUCACAUUUACUUGAGAACCACAGCCAUGUUUUUUUGCAACCUGACGAGUUACCUCAGACACUGAAGAAAAGAUCUAAAAGUGACAUUGAAUUAAAUGCGAGAAGAAGGCAAAAAAGAGAUAGCAGUACAUGUUGUGUAAGCUAGCCGAAAAAAUAACAGCUAUUUAUGAACAAUUUCCUGUUGAUAACUCCCAAUAUACUUUUGCAUCGAUAAAAAAUAAAUAUUUAGUAUGUCCUUUCUUGAGUGAAUAAGCCGAAAUGUAAUUUUUUACAAAAUUUAAUUUUUUCUGAACAUUAUUUUUAUAAGCUAAAGUUAGCAGUUCUAAGUGACAAAACACUGACAAUGUUUUUACUGUAAUGCCCUGACAGCUGAACGAAUUAAGAAACUCUUAUCACCUGAUCGGCACCCUUCAAUCCCUGACUGCUGUGUAUUGUUUGAUAACAAGCAUGGAGACCAAAGUGAAUGGAAGCUUGUAAAGGAAUUUCUUACUGGAUCACACUUACAUUAAAUCAGAUGCAGUGCAAUCCCACACAAUUGGCUUUUUAUGUCAAGAAAUACAAUUUAAUCUGAUCAGUCCACUUUGCUUAAAUGUUGAAUCAUGAUCAGCAGUCAUCCAAGUUUGUUCCAAACAAGUGUCAAUUAGAAUCAAAAGAUGUUAAGUACAACCUUUAGAGAACAAUGCAUUUUGAAAAUGCUGAAACAUUUGUUUAGUACUCUUUGUUAAAUCUAAUAAAAUAAUAUUAUUAAAUCAUGACUUAAAAAUCAUUAAUUGCCAUGAAGUUGGAUUAAGUCUUUAAAUUGUGUUUUAGUUUCGCAUCUUUGUCUUGUUUUCCUCUUUAGACGGAAAAUUAAAAAAACUGAAUAGACAUUGUUUAUAUCAAAAUAUUUUUAAAAUUAGCAAGGAUUUUCUCCUCAAAAAGAAAUGUCUAAAAAUGAAAGCAGGAAGUAUGAUAAACAUCUAAACUGUUAAACUAAGUCUGAGUUAGAGCAUAAGUAGCACUAGAUUCUAAAAGAUAAAUUCCAAAACCCUUUGAACUGUAAGUAAUGAUUAAAAUCAGCUUUAAACUAAAAGAGGACCGUUCUUGUGUCUGUUAAUGCAUACAUACUUGUGUACUCAACCUGUAAAUAAUUUAUUUUAACAAUAAAAUACACAUUAAAGGCCGAUACAGUAAUUUUGUUUAUUUUGGGCAAUUAUUUUACUUAUAGUAGCUUUUGAAAUUUGCAAGUCUUUCAGUAUAAAUAUGUUUUUUCUGUGUGACAGGCCAACCUAUUCUUUAGUAUGGAAAUAUAAAUUUUAUGAUUUUUUUCUUUACUAAUGCUUUAUUGGUAAUGUGUUACAGUUCUAUGCUUGCAAUAAAUAGAUUUUAACUUCACAUUCUAACCUUAUUAAAUACAUCAACCUAGAUUUAAGAACAAGAUUCUUGAGACAUUUAUAUUCAUCUCAAAAACUUAAUGUGAGCUGAAAACCAAGAUAAGUGCAAAGUGAUUGUUGUUAGGGUAGCAAAAGUGUUAUUAAAAGAACCACCAAAAUAUUACAAUUUGGGCUGUCACACAUUAAAGACAUGGCAGUUAUUGCACACAAAGGUUGCUGAAGGAUUCUUCAGGGGUUUUUAUUUUAACUCAGUCCUCAAAAAUAAGGGAAGGGUUUUCAAUUUUCAAUUUUUAUGGAACAUUUUUUAUGUUUGUUUGUUUGUUUGUUUUUUUUUUGCGAGGAUUUUGGAAAUAGGGUACUUCCAAACUCCAUUUGAAAAGGGUGACUGGUUAAAACUCCAUUUUCCUUCUUGCAAGUAUUUGUUUUCACUUUUUCCACAAGUGCCACUAUAAGAACAUACUUUUUACGAGCUCUGAGUUUACAAGACUGAAGUGGAAUUUUUUGGCCCAAUGACUUUUCCCCAAACUCUGUUUCACUGAAUUUGGGCAACGAUAAGUGAGAUAAAAAGGAAGAAUGGGAUGCAUGUUAGUUCAAUGGAACAACAUAUACACUGAAGUUUGUGUGUCAUGUUGGGUAUUCUGUGCAUAUUAGGUUCCCUGUUAAAAGAACAUCACUAUUACUAUUUUUUCAAGCUUGAUUUUUUUACCAGAUUUUUUUUGAAUAAAGCCAUCACCCCAUAAGUACCAUGCAUGUCUACCCUAAUGGACCUGUGUUUUGUGCCUUCUGUUACUUGCUCAUCCAACUGCAUUUUCCUUACCUCCUUCCUCUUUUCUUUUGAAAUCUAUUUUUCCUUUGAUGAACUUUUUCUCGCUCAGCUUUCUUAUUAUGAUUAUUAAUGAUUAUCUGAUUAUCAUUUCAUCCAUCAUUAUUGCUCUAACUUCCCUUUCUAUUUGCAAGGAGCUGUCCUAAGCAAUUGUUUUCAAUUAUAGAGAACAAAAUUGGGUAAAAAGAAAGAUCACAUUAGUGAGUUUUUAUUGGGCCAGUUUUGAAUCACAUAAAAGUAUGCCUGAGGCUACACAAGUCCCACCCUCUCCCCCUAGGUUUAGCUUCUAGUGGGAUUGAAAUGUAAUUUUUGACCUCAGUCUCCCCUCCCCCAUGAGGAUUUAGUUUCCUAAGCAAACCAUGGGACGGGUGUUAUGAAGGAUCUGUGAAUCGACAGGGUAACAAGACUUUGUAUUUUGGAGGCGGUGUAGGAUGGCUAAGGAUGAACUCAUUAAUACAUCAUCAUGAGUGUUAACAUGAGAAGUCAAGGAUGUAUUUUUUUUUACCAGUUGUCCAACAGGUACCUGUAAUAAGCCACUGAAAUUGGUAACAGAAACCUGUAAUACCUGCGUUUUUUCUUGUACAACCUGUUGACGUCUUAUAAACCUAAUUACUUAGAUCUUCCUGCAACUUAUGAAGACAAAAACACAUUGAAGGUUUUGCUGUAAGUUUUCAUGAUAUCCUUGGUAACCUCAAUUCUUACUAGUUUCUCCCUGAAAUAUUAUUGAAGUUUUUAAGACAAUAGUGUAUUAGUUGUGUGGUAUAAAACUGGUCCAAUAGAUCCACUAGUGUCAGAUUAUCAAAAUGUGUUUUUGUCUUCAUGAUUUAUUGCCCACAAUAAAUUGGAAACAUGUAAACUGAAACACUAAACUUUUAUGUCAUGUGCUUCUUCUUCCUCUGCAGAACAAAUUGAAACCGGAAUGGAUCCAUCAUUUGAAUAACUGCUAGGAGCUCCUUGCUAAAUGCUUGUGGAAUCAGACACCUGAUUCACUGAACUAACUCGUCAAAACAAACUGCAAUAUGAAACAUUAAUAAUAUUAUAUAAACACUCGUAGAUAACUUCUUUCCUUGUUUCACGCCUUGUUGCAUGCUUCUAUCAUUACGCUUUGCCCAGUUAAAGUUGAGCAAGUUUUAGCUGUUUAAAGUAGGAAUAAACUUUGUUAUUCACGUGGAAGAAACGUUUUAAAAAUUGAUCUAUUGCAUAAAUGUAGGGCUGUAUCUUAGUUGAAACAAGCAAAAGCUGUUGUCAUAACUAGUGUAUAAGCUAUGAUAAUCUAUAAAUUUAGCCAUUUAGUUGAAUGCUUUAAAGGCUUGUCAUGUGUAGCUAUAGUAUACUACCUAGAGAUAGAAAACUGAAUGAAAAAGACAACAAGAAGAUAAAAUAAUCUAGAAAAAGUUAAACUGAUAUUCAUCACCUAAGGUAUAAGUGUAAGGCUAAAGUAUUUUAAUUUUACAUGGAGCAGAUUUGUUUGUAUAAUUUCAUUCUAAAGAUCCGAGUUUCUGUUUCUUGAUUUGGCCAAGAAUUUUUGAUCACUUGACAAGUCAGGUGUUCAGCUGAUUCAAUAGAAUUUUCAACAGUGUAAAAUUUCAAAUUUCUUUGGUCUGUUACUAGUGCUGAUAUUAAUUUUUUUAAACAAGAAAAAGGAACAGUUAUUUGAAUUUAAUCAAUACUGCAAUAAAUUUCACUGUAAAGCAUAGCCCUGAAAAUACUUUUAACCUUAGCUUAAGUCAUUAAGAGAUUUGAUUUAAUUUGCCUUGGGCCAAACACCAAUGUACUUAGAAUAUUAAUUAUUUCCUUUGAAUUUAUGGGCGGUUUUGUUGAAACCCUUUCAACCUGCCUCAUAUGUGUGAUCUCUCUCUCUUUUCGCCAGUAGUGAAAUAAACGGAGAUUAUUCCUCCACCAUGUGUGUCCUCUUAACUCAUUAAUAAAUCUGACUUUCCUUCCAAAAACACUGAUGGGGAAAUUUGUAUGAAUUGAGUUCGUGAUAAAUCUGUUUAGUGAUGGGUGUUAACUGACAAUGUUAUUAAAACUUAUCAACAACUGGUGAAGGGUCAUUUUGGCUUCAAAUUAAUCCUCCUUUCCUUUAUAGUGAUAAACAAAACACUCUUUCAUUCCUCUGGUGGAACUGCUGUUGCUAGGUGUUAAAUUUAAAGUCCUUCUUUAAUUUGCAACAUGUGUCCAGCUUUUAUAAAUCAUGCAUAACAAAAUCAUAAUGUUAACUAAGUAAAAUUAAAUAAAUUGACAAAGGCAUGUAUUGAUGAAAAAUAAUGCUAUUCUAAAAAGGUACAUUUUGAUUACUGGAAAGAUAAAAUGAAGUCCCUGAUCUCUUAAAAACCUCUGUGUUGAUCAGUAUGACUAGCCACUCCUAAAGAACACAUAAUAUAUUGCUUUACUUAAAACUACCCUCUGUUGACUUCAGCAGUUUUAUUGAUAAUAUGAAAGCUAAAUUUACAUCAGUGUACUUUUUUUUUGAGAUAUCAUGGUUUUCACCUCUUUUGCAAGAGGCUUGCCUUGUGAUCACUUUGUAACUGAGGUCUUGUCCACAAAAUUAUCAGCUUCAAAUGCAAAAUACAAAGCAAAGUAUUGUUGUUUCUUUGGUCACCAGUCUUUCUCUGUUUGUAAUGACACAGAAGCCUCAAUUAUUUACAUUGUCUACAUUGCUACCAUGAAUUUUGUUUCCUUUUUUGACUAACAUUUGGUCAUCCUGUCUGUUCAACACAGAUCUCACUAAGUUUGUGAUAUAGUCUACUUCCCUAGCUGAUUAUUAAUCAAAAAAAAAUUUUUCCAUGUUGAAUUUUUCAGAGUUUUUAUAGCUUACAUUUUGAAAAGUAGUUUAUUCUAAAAAUCUUAUACCACAAAUAGAAUUGAAAAAAAACUCUUUAUUAAAAUCAAAGCGAAAUAUCUUGGGUCAACGGAAAAUUAAUUGUCUGGCACGUUCAAUUCAACCUGUAAUUUAACCUCUAGACUUCUGUAAUAUUUUUCUUUUUUACACUGUGAAUGUUUCAGCUGAAUUUUGUAGGAACUAAAAGCAGCUGAAAAUGUAUUGACUCUAACAGAACACCUCAUUUUAAUAUUUCUGACAGAUUUUAAUUUGGAGAAAAAUCAUUUUAAGUGUUGACCACAUAAAAGCAUUUUAAAUGAAAGUGAUUAUUCAAGAAAAGGAAUCUUUGUUAGUUUCCUGCGUAGCAGGUGUUACUAAAACCUCUUUACUACAAGCAUUUUCAUUGGCCAAUUUUGUAUUCCUUCCUAUGGUUAAAUGGCUUCCUACAGCUUGUAAUAAAACUAUCCCUUAUCUUGGGACUAGAGUAGGAAAUUUGAACUAUUUUACAUUGAAUCUGAUAGCUCUUUCAUAGCAAUUUUCUUAAUAGAUGAAGCAAUAUUGCAUUUUUUUUCUUUUUCACCCCUAUGUGCUUUUAAUCACCCAGGUGUAAUGUAGGUCUUCUUAGGAUUAAGUCCAAAUAUAAAACAAUAAAUAAAGCUUGGAGACAGACAAUAUUCUAGUCAGAACUGUGGCAUUUCCAUAAAGGCCUCAGUAAUACAAAUUUAAAUUUCAAUAUACAGGAAAAGUUAAAAUCAUUAAAAAGAAGAAAGAAAGAUUUUUAUCACUUUAAAUUUUUAAAACUAGAAAGGCCUUUAGGUUAUAAGUUUCUUUUGUGUCUCAGCUAUUGACAAUUCAUUAAAAUUCAGAGUUCCUUAAGAGCCUUGAGCUGUUAGUAUAUUUAAAAUUGAUCUUAGUUUUUGUGCUCUUCGGUCUCGAAAAUAAUAGAAAGUCCUUGCCUCUAGGUAUUGCUUUUAUGAGUAAACAUUUCCUUUUAUGUUGUGUUUUGUGGUGUAAUUCUGGUACCAUUGACUCCUUAACAUUAUUACACUUACCAAAGCUUUUUAAAAAUUUAUGUGUGGAAGAUUUAUUUUUAUUUUACCCAACGUAUUACAUUUUUUUGCAACUCCCACUUUUAGAGUAAUUUAUGCCCUUUUUGACAGGGUAAAUCCUUAGUAUGUUAUUGAAAAAGAAAAAAAAGUUUAGGGAUUUCAAAAUUAUUUUUACUAUUAAGAAUUUUUUUAAAAUUGUUAUUCACGUAAUGAUUUUAAAUGUUUUUAUUUCCAGUUAAAGAUCCAAAGAAAAUAAAGCGUGAGAGGAUAUCAGUGCAUGGGUUUUACAGAAUAGGAAAAGUUAUUGGAGAUGGAAACUUUGCUGUAGUUAGAGAAUGUAAAAAUAGGUAUGUGUCUCUUCCAUCUGUCAUAUCUAUCAUCAUUGGUUAGACAGGUCUUAAGCCCUACAUUGCUAUGAUAUUAAGGAGCCAUGUUUGCCAAUAUUUUUUUCCAAUACUGUCCAACAAUGACUGUCUUAGAACUACCGUGUUAGAACAUUGUUGUCAAGUCCAAAGAAAAAUCUAGUUUUUUAACAACAGUUUAAUUUGUUUGUACUCUUACUGUGUUGUUUUCAUUCUUUUGUAGGAAAACAAAUAAAGAAUAUGCUCUUAAGAUUAUUAGCAAAGCUAAAGUUAAAGGAAAGGUUUGUGAAACAUUGUUUGCGCAAUAAAAAGAAAGAUAGUUAAGUUUAACCCUCGGUGAAGAAAUGAGAAAUGUAAUCAACAUGUCACGAGCAUGGGACAAAGAAAGAAUCUGAGUCCCCAAGAGGAAUUGAACCUAUGAUCUUCCAUACACCGGUCAGAUGCUCUAACCACUGAGGUUCGAAGGACUCGUGGUGAGCUGGGCCAUAUACAAGGUUCAUGUAUGACAUGCAUCCUGUGUAGUGCAAGGAUCAACAAUGUCGAAAUCGUCAUGUGUGUGAUAAAUAAAAAAAGAUGGUAAAUUUUAAGCUCAGUGAAGAAAAGAGAAAUGAUGUGAUCAAUAUGUCAUGGGCAUGAGAUGGGACAAAGAAAAAAAAAAGAGACUCAGAUUUUUUCUUUCCUUUGUAGCUCAGUGGUUAGAGCAUCCGACCGAUAUUCGGAAGGUCAUAGGGUCAAUUCCUAUCGGGUACUCAGCGUUUUUUUUGUCCCAUGCUUGUGGCAUGUUGAUAACGUCAUUUCUCAUUAUUUGUGCAUUUGGUCGAAACCUAACAGUGACAGAUUCAGGCUUUCAAGAGGGUUGGGGCCGUGGCCUCGAAAAUAGGUUUUCUCAUCCCUUCAGGCUUUUAAGUUUGGCCUAAAAAUAAGAUGGGAGCCUGGGUUCCCUGUGCCCCUACCCUAGAUCCACCAAUUUGAUAUUUUCCUGCUAUCUGAAAAAUUAAAAAGAUAUUUAACAGUUCUGUCAUAUCAAUCAGUUGUGUUCUCUUCUUCUGUAGGAACACAUGGUAGAAAAUGAGAUCAGUAUAUUAAGAAGAGUGAAACAUAAGAAUAUUGUAGAGCUUAUAGAAGAAUAUGAGACACCCAAAGAAAUUUUCCUGGUUAUGGAACUAGUUAAGGUGAGAAUAACUUUCUGAAUUUGACUGAAGGUUAAAUAAAUCUACCUUUAUUCUGGUUUUUAUUGUUCCUUGCCACAGGUGAAAAUUUAGGCUUUUGACUGUGUUGAUUGAGAGAGGGGGUGGGGGGGGGGGGGGUUUUGGACGGGGAAUUUUGGAACUAAGGGAAAGAGGGGGGAAAAAAGAAGGGACGUGAUUUUUGUCCUAUUUACUUUUGGGGAGAGGAGCUGGGGGCUAACCACUUGGGCCCCAAGAGUAUAACGGACGAAAACUACGCUGUUUAUGGAGAUUAUUCCUCCACCAUGUGUGUCCUCUUAACUCAUUAAUAAAUCUGACUUUCCUUCCAAAAACACUGAUGGGGAAAUUUGUAUGAAUUGAGUUCGUGAUAAAUCUGUUUAGUGAUGGGUGUUAACUGACAAUGUUAUUAAAACUUAUCAACAACUGGUGAAGGGUCAUUUUGGCUUCAAAUUAAUCCUCCUUUCCUUUAUAGUGAUAAACAAAACACUCUUUCAUUCCUCUGGUGGAACUGCUGUUGCUAGGUGUUAAAUUUAAAGUCCUUCUUUAAUUUGCAACAUGUGUCCAGCUUUUAUAAAUCAUGCAUAACAAAAUCAUAAUGUUAACUAAGUAAAAUUAAAUAAAUUGACAAAGGCAUGUAUUGAUGAAAAAUAAUGCUAUUCUAAAAAGGUACAUUUUGAUUACUGGAAAGAUAAAAUGAAGUCCCUGAUCUCUUAAAAACCUCUGUGUUGAUCAGUAUGACUAGCCACUCCUAAAGAACACAUAAUAUGCUUUACUUAAAACUACCCUCUGUUGACUUCAGCAGUUUUAUUGAUAAUAUGAAAGCUAAAUUUACAUCAGUGUACUUUUUUUUUGAGAUAUCAUGGUUUUCACCUCUUUUGCAAGAGGCUUGCCUUGUGAUCACUUUGUAACUGAGGUCUUGUCCACAAAAUUAUCAGCUUCAAAUGCAAAAUACAAAGCAAAGUAUUGUUGUUUCUUUGGUCACCAGUCUUUCUCUGUUUGUAAUGACACAGAAGCCUCAAUUAUUUACAUUGUCUACAUUGCUACCAUGAAUUUUGUUUCCUUUUUUGACUAACAUUUGGUCAUCCUGUCUGUUCAACACAGAUCUCACUAAGUUUGUGAUAUAGUCUACUUCCCUAGCUGAUUAUUAAUCAAAAAAAAAUUUUUCCAUGUUGAAUUUUUCAGAGUUUUUAUAGCUUACAUUUUGAAAAGUAGUUUAUUCUAAAAAUCUUAUACCACAAAUAGAAUUGAAAAAAAACUCUUUAUUAAAAUCAAAGCGAAAUAUCUUGGGUCAACGGAAAAUUAAUUGUCUGGCACGUUCAAUUCAACCUGUAAUUUAACCUCUAGACUUCUGUAAUAUUUUUCUUUUUUACACUGUGAAUGUUUCAGCUGAAUUUUGUAGGAACUAAAAGCAGCUGAAAAUGUAUUGACUCUAACAGAACACCUCAUUUUAAUAUUUCUGACAGAUUUUAAUUUGGAGAAAAAUCAUUUUAAGUGUUGACCACAUAAAAGCAUUUUAAAUGAAAGUGAUUAUUCAAGAAAAGGAAUCUUUGUUAGUUUCCUGCGUAGCAGGUGUUACUAAAACCUCUUUACUACAAGCAUUUUCAUUGGCCAAUUUUGUAUUCCUUCCUAUGGUUAAAUGGCUUCCUGCAGCUUGUAAUAAAACUAUCCCUUAUCUUGGAACUAGAGUAGGAAAUUUGAACUAUUUUGCAUUGAAUCUGAUAGCUCUUUCAUAGCAAUUUUCUUAAUAGAUGAAGCAAUAUUGCAUUUUUUUCUUUUUCACCCCUAUGUGCUUUUAAUCACCCAGGUGUAAUGUAGGUCUUCUUAGGAUUAAGUCCAAAUAUAAAACAAUAAAUAAAGCUUGGAGACAGACAAUAUUGUAGUCAGAACUGUGGCAUUUCCAUAAAGGCCUCAAUAAUACAAAUUUAAAUUUCAAUAUACAGGAAAAGUUAAAAUCAUGAAAAAGAAGAAAGAAAGAUUUUUAUCACUUUAAAUUUUUAAAACUAGAAAGGCCUUUAGGUUAUAAGUUUCUUUUGUGUCUCAGCUAUUGACACUUCAUUAAAAUUCAGAGUUCCUUAAGAGCCUUGAGCUGUUAGUAUAUUUAAAAUUGAUCUUAGUUUUUGUGCUCUUCGGUCUCGAAAAUAAUAGAAAGUCCUUGCCUCUAGGUAUUGCUUUUAUGAGUAAACAUUUCCUUUUAUGUUGUGUUUUGUGGUGUAAUUCUGGUACCAUUGACUCCUUAACAUUAUUACACUUACCAAGCUUUUUAAAAAUUUAUGUGUGGAAGAUUUAUUUUUAUUUUACCCAAUGUAUUACAUUUUUUUGCAACUCCCACUUUUAGAGUAAUUUAUGCCCUUUUUGACAGGGUAAAUCCUUAGUAUGUUAUUGAAAAAGAAAAAAAAGUUUAGGGAUUUCAAAAUUAUUUUUACUAUUAAGAAUUUUUUUAAAAUUGUUAUUCACGUAAUGAUUUUAAAUGUUUUUAUUUCCAGUUAAAGAUCCAAAGAAAAUAAAGCGUGAGAGGAUAUCAGUGCAUGGGUUUUACAGAAUAGGAAAAGUUAUUGGAGAUGGAAACUUUGCUGUAGUUAGAGAAUGUAAAAAUAGGUAUGUGUCUCUUCCAUCUGUCAUAUCUAUCAUCAUUGGUUAGACAGGUCUUAAGCCCUACAUUGCUAUGAUAUUAAGGAGCCAUGUUUGCCAUUAUUUUUUUCCAAUACUGUCCAACAAUGACUGUCUUAGAACUACCGUGUUAGAACAUUGUUGUCAAGUCCAAAGAAAAAUCUAGUUUUUUAACAACAGUUUAAUUUGUUUGUACUCUUACAGUGUUGUUUUCAUUCUUUUGUAGGAAAACAAAUAAAGAAUAUGCCCUUAAGAUUAUUAGCAAAGCUAAAGUUAAAGGAAAGGUUUGUGAAACAUUGUUUGCGCAAUAAAAAGAAAGAUAGUUAAGUUUAACCCUCGGUGAAGAAGUGAGAAAUGUAAUCAACAUAUCACAAGCAUGGGACAAAGAAAACUUCUGAGUCCCCAUCAGGAAUUGAACCUAAGAUCUUCCAUACACCAGUCAGAUACUCUAAGCACUGAGGUAUGAAGGACUUGUAGUGAGCUGGGCCAUAUACAAGGUUCAUGUAUGACGUGUGUCCUGCGUACUGCAAGGAUCAACAAUGUCGAAAUCGUCAUGUGUGUGAUAAAUAAAGAAAGAUGGUAAAUUUUAAGCUCAGUGAAGAAAAGAGAAAUGGUGUGAUCAACAAGUCAUGAGCAUGGGGUGGGAAAGAGACAAAAAAAGACUCAGUGGUUAGAGCAUUCGACUGGUAUAGGAAGGUCAUAGGGUAAAUUCCUGUGCUUGUGACAUGUUGAUCACAUCAUUUCUCAUUGUUGGUGCAUUUGGUCGAAACCUAUCAGUGACAGAUUCAGGCUUUCAAGUGAGUUGGGCCCUGGCUUCGAAAAUAAGUUUUCUCAUCCCUUCAGGCUUUUAAGUUUGGCCUAAAAAUAAGGUGGGAGCCUGGGUUCCCUGUGCCCCUCCCUGAGAUCCACCAGUUUCUUAUUUGCCUGCUAUCUGAAAAAUUAAAAAGACAUUUAACAAUUCUGUUAUAUCAAUCAGUUGUGUUAUCUUCUUCUGUAGGAACAUAUGGUAGAAAAUGAGAUCAGUAUAUUAAGAAGAGUGAAACAUAAGAAUAUUGUAGAGCUUAUAGAAGAAUAUGAGACACCCAAAGAAAUUUUCUUGGUUAUGGAAUUAGUUAAGGUGAGAACAACUUACUGAAUUUGAAUAAAGGUAAAGUAAAUCUACCCUUAUUUUUGUUUUUAUUGUUCCUUGCCACAGGUGAAAAUUUAGGCUUUUGAUUGUGUUGAUUGAGAGAGGAGGUGGGGGGGUUGUGUUUUGACAGGGAAAUUUUGUGUCUCAGGUAAGAAGGGGCAAAACAGCUAGGAAGUGCUUUUUGUUCUAUUUUCCUUUUGUGAAAGUAGCUGAAGGCUUAACCCUUUAGGCCCUAAGAGUGAUCAGCAUCAAAUUUCUCCUAAUAAUAUCAAUGCUUUGUAAAACAGAGUGGUCAUGAGAAUUACGGACAUGAUCACACCAGAUGAAUUUUCUUGAUAUUUUAUCAACUUCUCCCCACCACUUCUGUAGGAAAGGAAUUACCAUUCUUAGAAGCCUACGUUUAUUACAUCAUAAUUGCGGGCGACAACAGGAGCCCACAAUCCAGAUCUCCAAGUUUUUAUUACACUUGCAUUGGAUGUUUGUAGCCAGCAUUUGUUUAGACUUCCACUAAGAAUGAAUGGAAUGCAAAGAAUGCAAUUUGAUCACACGUCUUUAGACUUUCUAUCACUCGUAAUCUGAUAACUCGUGUUUUGACUAUCUUUCAUGUGAAACUUAUGCAAAGCAUAGUGAUGGAGCAAAAGCGUUUUGACCUUCGAUAGUUGUCACCCGCACUCAGCAUCCUUUAGUUAUUACUAGUAUUAUUAGUAGAAUAUUAUUUAGUUUAUCAUUCUUUCUGCAUUUUCUUCUUUUCAGGGUGGAGACCUGUUUGAGGCCAUUGUACGAGCAACUAAAUACACAGAAAAGGAUGCAAGUCACAUGAUCAGGGACUUGGCAUCUGCACUUCAUUACUUACACUCUAUGAACAUUGUUCACAGGGAUAUUAAACCAGAAAAUUUAUUAGUAAGUAUGGCAGUUGAUCCUUCAAAAAUUAAUUAUUAAUUCUCCUGGGUGCAUAAUCUACAGUCAUCCCAGCAAACAAACACUUUGUCCAGUGGUCAUUCAACAGUACUCUUCAUUCUAUUAUGGUUUGGCCUCAUUAGACCAUUUUACAGUUGUAGGCUUAGUACUUUCAAUUUAAAUGCGAGGCUGAGGUUGAUCAUGUUUCGAUGAAACCUCUUUACAGUGUAGUUUUUUCUCAUUAUGGAAAUUGUGCUCGAAAAAUACUAGUCAGCAUAAGACCAACAAGUUUUACAUAAACAAGUGAAGCAGAAAGGGAUAAUUGUAUCAAAACAAGGUUAACUCCAGCUUCGUUUCCAUCUAUAACUGUUAAAUGGUCAAUUAAGAGAGAGACGAGAAUGUUUCUUAAUAACAAAUUCCUCUAUUUCUUGUCUUGCGCUGUAGGUUGUAAAUUAUUCAGAUAAUAGAAAAUCUUUAAAGCUAGCAGACUUUGGUUUGGCAACAGAGGUGAACAGUCCGAUGUUUCUUGUUUGUGGAACACCAACGUAUGUUGCACCAGAGAUUCUGGAUGAAACGGGGUACGUUCCUUGGCUUGGCCUGUUGUUGCCAUCUUUGUUUAUAUGUAUACUUUAUUUUAAUAUCCAUACAUUGGAUUGUGCAAGAAUUUUGAGCCCUAGCCUUGGUUGUUCAAACAUGGGAUAGCACUAUCCAACAGAUAAAGAUCACUAUCUGCCAAAUAAGUAUUAGGAGAACCAAUUCACUGCUUUUUUCACUGGAUAGAAAUUUAUUCAGGGAAUAGUAUAUAAUCCACUGGUACUUUAGGUACUUUUAGGGCUUCAUGUACUGUAAGAGUCAUAUCCUGUGCUCUGAGAAGAGAUAAAUGCUCUAAUAAUGAGAAUCAUGUCUCUUAUAAGGAUGGUGAUUAUAUUUUGCCUUAACACUGUUUUUGUAUGUUUUUCAUGUCUUUUUUAAUUUGGUAUUGUUGUUGUUAUUAUUUGUUGUUGUUAUGAGAGUUAAUUUUUUUGUUUGUAGGUAUGGUCUAACGGUUGAUAUCUGGGCAGCUGGAGUAAUAACAUACAUUCUCCUUUGCGGAUUCCCUCCGUUUAGAAGGUUUGACUAAACAAAGUAUCAUUCACCAUUUUGAUACUCUUAUUAUCAAAAUAGGUUUUCUUCAUCAAGGUGUUGUGUUCAAUUUUGUGCUGAUAUCAUCAUUUUUCAUUUCAGUCCUGAUCAAGAUGAACUUUUCGACUUAAUCCUUGCUGGGGAAUUUGAAUACCUAUCACCAUUUUGGGAUGACAUUUCAGAUUCUGCAAAGGUACACAACUCUCUACUUUUUCCACUUAUUUGCUCUCAUUCCCUCUGCAGAACUGAUAACAACUUUUCAUUGUUUUGAAUAGCAGUAUAGUGCCUCGAAACCAUGCACAAGCCCUUCCUGAAGAACCUCUCUCCCGUCAGAGAAAUUUGAUGCUUAUACUUAAAGCAACUGGCUUACUUACAGUAAAUGAGAUUGAAAUUUUCUCAAAACGAAUGACAGUUUUACAGGCAAUUGUCCAACUAACUCUUAAUCUUGAGAAAUGCAACUGGUAAUGUGUUUUGCUUAAUUAAAUAAGCUCCCCCCUGAACAUGCUUGAAAAAAAUAAGCCCUCAGGUGGCUAAAUAGAGGAUUAUGGUAUUUUUUUGUCUUUUAGGAUCUUAUAAACCAGAUGCUCAUUGUGGAUGACAAUAAAAGAUUCUCUGCUCUUGAAGUAUUGAAUCACUCUUGGAUAAAGGUAUAAUAACAUUUCUUUUUUCUUGGUUUUUAAAAUAAGCCCUUUCCUUGAUUAAUUCAAGUCCCAUUUUUUAUUUACAAUGUGUGUUUAUAUUUUUUUCCCCACAGGGACACACUACUGGUGACAAGGAUAUUCAUCAAAAUCUUAGAGUGGAAAUCACGAAAAAUUUUGAUCCACGUAGGAGGCUGAGAGGAGCUGCCAUUGCUGUGCAAACGGUAAAUUAUCUCUCCAAGGAAACUCAACUUAAUUCAAAGAAGCACUCUCUUCAAAGAGAAAAUCAACAACUUGACACAAAGAAAGUUGUUUUCUCAGAUGAAGUUCUCAACUUGUCUGCUGAAAAUAUUGCUUCUCACAAUUUACAGCAUGGGUCAGACAGCAAACUAAAUUUUUCUGAAAAUUUGCGGCAUAACCUGGAAAAUUUGUUGGUUGGGCAUUUGCCUCUGCGGCAUGUAAGCAGUCCAGAAAUUAACGCUCCAACCGGUCAGGAACACUUCUCUGAAUUAGUGCUAAAUGCUGUUAGUGAAGAAAGUGUUCUACCAUACCAGCAUGGCUUUUCACGUUCGGAUGUUAAACGCAAACCUAUUUUGAGGCAAACACACGGUGGGUCAUUGCAAGAAAACAUUCCUCAGAUUGAUAAUAUUGACACAGGUAGGAAAAGAAAAAGAUCUCUUGGUGCAAGGGUGGAAUCUAAAGAUGGAACUCCUAUUAACAGUUUUCAUGUACCAGAAAUAACUGAAAAUGAUGAGGUCAACCUGCAACAGUUUGUUGAACGGGAUGUUGUCCUUAAGCCUGUCUUAAUAGAUGAGGACAAUAGCCAUGCUCAUGCUGGCCAAACUACUGGACUUGCAAGCCAGCAUGCUUCUCAUAAAAAAACUAGUUGUAGUCAUAGUGACAUAACUGAGGAACUCAGAAGAAUUAAAAUGAGCUUUAGAGAAGGGGAAAAUGUUGCUGUUGAAGUUUAGUUUGAUGUGACAUAUAAAUCAGCUAUAACAAUAAUAUUACAAAAGAAGUCAAGAAUAUUUUUUCUUUAAACAUUAUUUUCGCAGAGCUGCUAGAAAGUUUAGAGACUUAACUACAUCAAUUUCGUAACGCAGGAAAAAUAGUUAAUUAUUAUUUUGGUUGAAUAAUACAUAAUGUUCUUACAGAUGAUUAAUUUGUUAAGGUGUCUGGCACCAUAAAUGUCAAAACCACUCUAUAGGAAUAAAAUUGGUAGUGAAAAGUGAUGAUAAAAGUUAAUGGUAACAUUAAGGUGCACAGUAUCUGUAAUUAGAAAAUUUGGCGAUAACCUAGUAAGAAAUGUGUAUAAAAUUUGUGAUCUUGGGAGAUACUGUAGGCAGGCUGAUAACUCCUUACCUGAAAAGGAACUAGACAAAGUAGAAAAAAAUUGCCUUAAAUGAAGGGAUUGAAGCUUAAAACAACCAAGGAAAGUUGCUGUAAAAAAGUUUAAUGUCUUUCAAUGCUGAUCAAGUUUUUUUGAGAAUAACAGGAUUGAAUUUGUAUUAUAUGGGCUUUUCCCCAUGCAACAUUUUGCCUAGCAGUAAGCAGUAAAUGUGAGCAAGUAAAAUAUUUGAUAUUUUCGAAUGAAGUAAAUGAUUGAGAGAUUCUUUUCAAAGAAACAAAGUAUUUCACAGGUAUUUUAUAUUGGAAUGCAAAAUAAUAAUUAUUAUUUUAUUGUUAAGAAUAAUGUAAAUAUUAAGAUUUGUUUUCCUCAUUGUUAAUGGUGGAUAAGAGACUAGGGCCUAUCUUCAGAAAGAAGGCCUGUAAAAUUUAUUGAUGUGGUAGGAUUUAAAAACUAUAAUAGGUAUUAAAUGAAUUUUUUCAUUAUUUUAAUGAUAUUGACAUACAAGUUACAAUACACUGAUUUAUUUGUAGCAUGAUUGCAAGAAUUUAAUUAAUUAAUGAUGGUUCUUGUAAAUUUAUUUAGACAAGAGCAAAUUGACAUAAUAAUAAUAGUCUGUUCAUUCAUUUAAUAGAAAAUAAUAUUAAAGAAAUGCUUUUUUAAAAUUUAAUGAAGUUGUUUUUUUAUUCUUUCUGUCUAACUACAUAACUUUUAUUCUAAACAGCACAAUGGUUUACCCAUGUCAGGUCUUGUCUUUCUUCCAUUCUGAGGUGUUGGGGUUUCUUCUGUUGCCAUCGUGUUUUUUGCUGUUACUAUUGUCAGAAUUAUGGUGUAUGGUUCUUUACUGUGGGUGUGACCCAAUCUUUUUCUUGAAAAUAAACUAACAGACAAAUUUAUUUAUCAUAUGCUUAUUUCGGUAAAAUGCUGUGUUGGAAAGGUUUGUUAGUUGCAGUGCAAUAUUAACCAUUCACUGGGAUUCAUCUUUGUCAAGUAUUAGGCAUCAAAUGCAUGUUGUUGAAAAGGUUCGUUAUUUUUCAUACACCCAAAGUAACGGAUGUCUUACUUGUUUUAUUGUACAGAAAAGCAGGGAAAAAGGAAUCCCCAAGUCCAUGGGUCCAGCCCAUGGGGACCGAAGAGGAAGGAAAGCUCUAAGCCCACUAUCAAGGAACUUUAUAAAAAAAGAUUUUCAUAGUGCACGGGAAAAUCUUAAUAUGGACAUGGAAGAACUAAAUAGUAACUCGGCCACAAAAAAGCGUCCCUCCGUUAGAACCCCUGCUAAUUAUGUUCCUGUUUGGAGGAGGCCCUUGAGCGGUGGGAAGACCACUGGUGGGUCCCCAAAUCAGAGUCCACGGAGAAGGCCAGUGAGGAGUGAGAAUGCUGCAUCUAUUGGACAAGAUAAAUGUAAAGUUAUCAGACAACCACCCAUGAGGUUUAGGCUGUGAUAUCAAUGGUGCCAUAAAACUUGUUAACUCACACUUGUUUGUCCUGGGGCUGUUGUUGUUGGCUGGUCUUUGGUGAAAAUACGAUAUUGUAAUGCCGUAUGGUUUUUGUUUUCGGCUAUGGUUUGAAAAGUCUAUGUGUUUCAUCAAGACUACAGGACGUGAUAAACUUAAAACAUUUUAGAAUUAAAGAUUGUAAAAAAUAAUAUACUGUGCAUAUUAAUAAAAAAUUAGAUUCUAAAGUAAAAUCUAAGUAUAAGUAACUUAAGUGUUUUAAACAAAGGGAUCUUAACNUUUUUCAUACACCCAAAGUAACGGAUGUCUUACUUGUUUUAUUGUACAGAAAAGCAGGGAAAAAGGAAUCCCCAAGUCCAUGGGUCCAGCCCAUGGGGACCGAAGAGGAAGGAAAGCUCUAAGCCCACUAUCAAGGAACUUUAUAAAAAAAGAUUUUCAUAGUGCACGGGAAAAUCUUAAUAUGGACAUGGAAGAACUAAAUAGUAACUCGGCCACAAAAAAGCGUCCCUCCGUAAGAACCCCUGCUAAUUAUGUUCCUGUUUGGAGGAGGCCCUUGAGCGGUGGGAAGACCCCUGGUGGGUCCCCAAAUCAGAGUCCAUGGAGAAGGCCAGUGAGGAGUGAGAAUGCUGCAUCUAUUGGACAAGAUAAAUGUAAAGUUAUCAGACAACCACCCAUGAGGUUUAGGCUGUGAUGUCAAUGGCGCCAUAAAACUUGUGAACUCACACUUUUUUGUCCUGGGGCUGUUGUUGUUGGCUGGUCUUUGGUGAAAAUACGAUAUUGUAAUGCUGUAUGGUCUUUGUUUUCGGCUAUGGUUUGAAAAGUCUAUGUGUUUCAUCAAGACUACAGGACGUGAUAAACUUAAAACAUUUUAGAAUUAAAGAUUGUAAAAAAUAAUAUACUGUGCAUAUUAAUAAAAAAUUAGAUUCUAAAGUAAAAUCUAAGUAUAAGUAACUUAAGUGUUUUAAACAAAAGGAUCUUAACAACAUUUAAAGGAUAAAAGAGAACUAAACAUUUCAUACAUUUUAGUUAUUAAGUGAGUUAAUAUAAAUUUUCUUUUUCCUUCUCUAAGGAGUAUAUUUUAUAACAAAUUGAUAUAUAAUAAUUAUUACAUUGUUGUAAUCCUUUUUUAUGUUUGUCAGAUUAAGUAUAAGUAUUUUUUGAAAAAAUAAAUGACGACAAAGAAAAGUGACUCUUGCUCUUAAUUAAUGAAGUUAUUUUCUGAUUAAUAUGAUUAUGGCUAGAGUUCCUUGACUAGGAAUCUGGUGCAAUGAAUUUGUAAAAUAUUAUCAUCAUUUAUUUCUUGUUUGCUCGUUUUAGGGACAACUGUAAACAAUAUUAAUUUAUUAUUAUGAUAUACAAAACACAGUUAAAUAACCUUGAAAAGUUAGUGACAGUUUAACCAACAUUCUUUUCUGGGAUGAUAGAGUAUAAAAAUGUAAAUUUCACAAUAAACGUAAGGGAUCAUUUUGUUCAUACCGUUGUUUUUCACCAGAUUAAGGAUUAAAUUUUCAUUCUAAAAAUAAACCUUGUUUAAAGCCUUAAAAUAAGGUAAACAGCUAAGAGAAAAAGUGAUUUUAACAAAUAAUCAUUAAAAAAUAAAGGGAGAGGGAGUGGACAUAUUUUUCUUCUCUUAAUUGUAACCUCUAAAAUUGUAUUAAUGCUAUUAUUUGCUUAUACUACUACACGCAAAAGGUUUGUAAUUUUCACAUGUUGGUAUUUCAAAUUAAGCUGAAAUACCACUGCUCUAAUCCAAUCAGAUUGCAGAAAUUUCUCAUGUGUAGUAUAAAUGCUAUUAAUAGUGUUAUAAAUUUUUCAACAACGGGCCCAAGUUGUUCAAAAGGUGGAUAGCGCUAUCCAGCGGAUAAAUCUCUAUCCAGUGGAUAGUGCAAUUGGUUUCCCUAAUACUUGUCCUCUGGAUUGUGAUUUAUCUGGUGGAUAGCGCUAUCCAGCUUUUCAACAACUGGGGCCUGAACUGAAAAUAUUCUGAAGGUUAAAACCCAACGAAAGGAGCAUGUAUGUGGAGCCAGUGAGUAUAAAUACUUUGACAGUUCAUUAAUUUUUUUAGUAAAUUUAUUUUUAUUUUUUUGUUAAGGUAAGUUUAUAUCUUAAAUUUUGUUUUGUAACUGUUUUAAUUAAAAUGUGUAAUAUAUAAGGACCUUUCAUAAAUGUUGCACUUUUCUUAAUUUUUCCAAGGUGUUUAAAUAAUUUUUCAAAUAAUUUUGAUCUACAAAACAUGCAGUUAAAUUUGCUUCUAUGUUGUUCUUCUUUCUAAAGUGCUAAAGUUGAAAAGUAAAAUUUAAAACUGUAACUUUAAUGUCAAUAUUGAAGGAUUAUUUGGAAUUGGUUAUUGUGAUUUGAAGUCCAUUAUUGGUCUGACUAAUUUUUUUACCUGCUUAAAUUUUUUGCUCCUUGUGGGGAGAGCUCGCAACAAUGUAAUAACUGACAACUGGUUUGCUAUUUUUUAGGUAAAAGCCUUGGAAAAACUUAGCAAGUCCCUUCAAGAUGGUCGUAAACUUGCAGUUGCAGAAAGCUACCAGGAUCUUUCAGCUGCAGCUGAAGAGGAUCAUGUUGUCAAACAUAGACACACAGAUAAACAUUCAUCACGCUUAAAACAACGUCCAAAGAGUUUGAAUUUUGAGAUUUUCUUUGACGAAUUUGAAGAGGGAGAAAACAAAACUGAUGAUGAAAAGAUAGGCCAUACAAGUGGAGAGUAUAACAAAGAGAACGGCCAAAUCCUCAACUUUGAAAUGAUGUCCAAGUCAUUGCCGACAGAAGAAAAGGAGUAA
Messenger RNA from Porites evermanni, 37924 nucleotides. NCBI's taxonomy places the organism in Eukaryota, Metazoa, Cnidaria, Anthozoa, Scleractinia, Poritidae. The record is from the annotation of a GenBank genome assembly.